CAGCGGCAAGCGGACGGACACCUUUGUUAACUUAAUGCUGCGUGUGCAACGCGCCCUAGCAUAGCGGCUGUGAACUAAAUUUAUUUGCGCUGUCUCUCGGGUCGGGCUUGUCUUGUGAUUGUGAAAACACUUAGUUAUUUGUAAAAAUGGCGACAGAGGUAACGAAUAAUGCACCAGUUAUAACUGAAAAAGAGAAAGAAGAUGCCGCCGUAGAUAAUGGUCAAACUAAAGAAGAGGCGCCGGCUGUGGCAGAGAAAGUAGAAGAAAAGGCUGAAGAGAAAAAACCUGAACCGGUACCACCAAAACCUACAGUGCAUAAAGUUAAUUUCGAAAAAGAUAUCGUAUAUUUGUAUCAGUUUUCGCGAACACCGGUGUUGCCGUCGACAUCCCCGUACUGCUUGAAGGUAGAAACAUGGCUGCGUUUGGCUGGUGUAAAGUACGAGAACGUGGAUCACAAGGCGAAAUUCCGUUCCAAAAAAGGGCAACUGCCGUUCGUGGAGUUGAAUGGUGAAGAGAUUGCCGACAGCACUUUCAUCAUCAAAGAUCUUUCUGAGAAAUUCAACAAGGAUCUCGAUGCGGCGCUCACGCCGGAGCAGCGGGUGCUGUCGCACGCGAUGAUCUCCAUGAUCGAGAACCACCUGUCGUGGGUGCUGCUGUGGUGGCGCGCCAAGUACCCCGACACUGUCAUCAACGGCUACCACAUUAACCUGCAGAAUGCGCUCAACACCCGCCUGCCGAACACCAUCCUUAACUUCUGCUACAAGCUCACGUCUGGCCGCAAGGGUAUGAAAAAAGCGAAGGCCCACGGCAUCGGCGUACACAGCCAAGAGGAAAUCAUCGAGUUUGGCAAGAACGACUUGCGCGUGCUCUCCGAUCUUCUGUCCGACAGGCCCUUCUUCUUCGGCGACGAACCCACCCUGCUGGACGUCGUCGCAUUCUCCAACCUCGCUCAACUGAACUUCAUCGACAAGGAGGUCGCCCACCCGCUGCGCGACGCGAUGAACGACAGCUUCCCGAACCUCGUGGGGCUCGUGUCGCGCAUCAAGGAGCGCGCGUUCCACGACUGGGACGACAUCUGCACCACGCUCGACCUCAACGCGCACGUACCUAAGCCCGUCAAGGACACCAAGGAGACCAAGGAGGGCACCGGGCCCGCCGAGAAACAGCCGCUCCCAGAAGAACCUGAAAAGGGCAAGGGCGACGAGAAGGAGAAGGAGGUGGAGAAGGAGCCCGAGGAGAAGAAGGAGAAGGAGCCGGAAGAUAAAUAAAUGGCGACCACACCAGUUGAAUAUACACUAGAGUCAGACUCGGCAUACAUCCUGUAUAUUGUAAGCGUGUAAAUCCAUUUGUCUUUCCCGUUUUUUCGUUGAAGAGGACGCCCGUGCGCCAAUCGAUAUAGUGUGCUUUUAAUGUUUCAUUGACAUUAUGUGUUCGCUCGAUGUCGUGUCGUGUAAGUAAUCUCGAACAUAAACGACCUGUCCUGUUUAAGAUUUAAACGCUCUUUUUAUUGUGACGGUCAUCUUUUGUAAUUAUUAUUAAAUUGUAUUUCUAUUAGUUUCAUAUGUCAAUAGGAAAUUGGCUGAAGUAUGCUCUAAGAUUAUAAUAUUGAUGAUUGUUUAGGUACUUACAGGAUUAGAUAAUCUUUUUUUUUUUCAGAUAAAUUAUCUAUGUGAUAAGGAAUACGUACGUAAAUAAUAUGAAUACUCAUAGUCAAUGAAAUGUUUUCUAAGUAUCCAUGACACAGUAAAGUAAUUGAUCUGUAAUAGAGUAGGUUACCUAUUGAGGAAACCUGUCUCCCUUGCCGGCGCGGCGCCGCGCGCUCCGGCUCUCGUCUCCUAGUGUCCAUGUAGAUGUAGCAAAAACAAUACUCAACUCAAUCCACCUACUUACUCAUCAUUUCCUUUUCAUCUCAUUCAUUAUACAUUUCAAAUAUUUUAAAUAAGCUACAAUGUUUAGUCUAGAAAUAUUGAUACCAAAAAUUGGCUGAUGUUAAGUAGUUAAUUGGGUAGUAUUAUCAAAUUCGGCUCGUCGAUUAGAAAUGAGAAAUAAAUAAUUAGACUGUUUUGAGAUUCUUGUACUUUAUCAGUUUUUACAAAUAAAAAUUUACAAUUUACAAAUUUUUGAUAAACGAAAAAGCCUGGAAGACUGUUUUUCAUGUUAUUAUGUAAUUCAUAGUCCAUAAUGUUUUUGAUAUUGUAUUAAUUGUUAAGAUUAAGAACGAAUGUGUACUCAAAUUGUAAUAUUAACGAAUUAGAAUUCCUUGUUUGAUAAGAAUAAUUUGUUAAGCGUACGAGUCGGCCGUGUGGCCGUGUGGUACAAGUACAUAACAGAGCGCGAGGCCGGCUCUUGCACUACAUUCCACUGCAUUCGUUUCGACGUGCAUGCCCAUGCCCCCCUAGAUGCUGACUAUCAGCACCAGCUCCUGUCUCUUAAAAUGGCCGGUUUGUUUUCGCACAUUACUUGGGUACUUAUUUCCAAGGUUUCGUUAUUGUAGUAACCACUGAAACAGGCUUAAGAUAACGUAACUUACCGCCUCAGAACGACGUCUUCAUUUGGAGAAUACAUUUUAGCACGAUUAAUCGCCUUGCAAGUUUUUGGAUAUUUAACAUAUUUUAUACAUGUCAUCUGGUUGCAAAAUAAUACCGGGCUGAUAGUCAUUGUGGAAACUUGUGGGCUUUUAGUUGUAGUAGGAUGAAAACUUGUACCAAGUUCGAUAUGAUUUAUUUGAAUGCUGUUUAUCUCGGUGGUCUCGGUACUACAUUACUCAUGUAAGUGUAAUAAAUGAUACUUGUAAGUCUGUAGUAGGUCUGAAGAUAUUUCAUAUAUCACAUAGAUAAAGAUAGGAUUAUAAAGAUUAAAUAAGCAUAACCGAAUACGGUUUACGGUAGAUUAGGAGGGAAGAGCGAGUUGAUGAUAAAUGAAAAUAAUUCGUUGGAUCACUCGUGAAUUAUAUCGUAAUAGUUAACUCUGUAUACAAUAAGGUCAAAAUUUUAUUUGACUUAAUAUCUUGAUUUUACAAUUUUUGGGGAAUGGUUGACUACGUCCCUCCCGACAACUGCUGACCAUCACUGCCAUUAGUCACACACUAAAUAUAAGGUUUAAUAUAAGAAGAAUUAAUGGUUUAGAAACGAUUGUUAUUCAUAAGCUAUGUACAUACCUAUUCGUUUGAAGAGGUUUAUUGAUCAAACGCAUCCCGAAUAAAUUAUGAGAAAGUAAUAUCAAAUCAGCUAAAUCAGGGGUUCCCAAUCUGUGCCCUCGGCGCUAAGGCAGUUGAGAGGGCCGCCAUGAGCCAAUCCUCCUCACCAUGUCAUUAUCUAUUUCGAAUAGCCUAGUAAGGACGCCGCCGCCGAAAUGUAAACUUGCAAAUGCGCCGCGGAUUGAACAACAUUGGGAAACCCUGAGGUAUAUAAAAAAUGUAGAAGUUAGUGAGGCUUGUGUAAACGAGCCGAUAGUAGAGCCUGUUUCAGUGUGACACAAGAACUGGAAAGAGGUACGCACGAUGCUGUAACUCAUGCUCAUCCUCAGAUCAUCGCGUGUAUAAAAUGGGGCGAGUCUAGCUGGGCCGCUGUCAUUAGUGGGGGUCACCGUCGCGAGACUUUACGUGCGGGCUGUCUAUUUUAAGUAUAAUCAGAGAUUUUACUCAACAUCACUUUUGAAAGUAAUUGAUCUGUAUUUAGCUAGUUUUAGGUGUCAGAAAGCAACUUUAUGAAUGAACUAGAGAACUGUAAACGCGAGAUUAUGGUCGUUUUUGAGGUAGGUACCUAUAAUAGUGUAAUGAACAUGACAUACUUUGACAUUUAUUUGUGUUGUUGUAAGCUAGUACUAUUAUUACAAAGUAAUUAUAAUUACCAUAUAAUAGUGAUAAGAUUUUCAAGUAUGUUUAUAUUAUUAUAGAAUGUAGCAGACAAUUUUGAACAAUGAGUUGUAAUAUUCAUAUAGUUGUGUUUAAUUCAUAUAAUCAUUUUCUAAUUCACUUAGUAAUUGUGGUUAUCAAUUAUCGUGUCAAUAUUUUAAUAUUAAGUCAUAUUCAGCUAGUUUAUAAUGGUUCGCCAUAAAUGUGCCGACUAAGUAAUACACAACUGAGCUUUCAGUGGACACAAUGUUCUCAUUAGGAUUUCAGUGUUAUAUAUUCUGUCGCCAUUAAAGUAUAUAUCUACCAAA
Molecule: messenger RNA, 4161 nt
Organism: Cydia strobilella
Lineage: Eukaryota; Metazoa; Arthropoda; Insecta; Lepidoptera; Tortricidae
Gene: fax
Product: failed axon connections
Exons: 6
Coding region: 147-1268 (373 amino acids)
Cellular component (GO): cytoplasm
Source: RefSeq, a predicted model, not a curated record